UUUCCGCGUGCUGUAGUUUUUGCAGCUUUGUAGAAACAGGACGGGCUUCUAUUUCCACAUAAAUCUGAAUUAGUUUAUCAGAAGACAGAUCGUGGAAAUGAUUAACUUCUGCAUUGUGAUCCAUGUGUGCGUCUUUUCGCUUGGUGUUUUUGUGGAGGAUAUAAGCGGAGUGACAGUGUCAGUGAUGGAGGGAGAUUCAGUCACUCUAUACACCAAUGUUACAACAAACCAGCAAGUAAAGAUUAAAUGGUAUUUCAAUGACACUCGAAUCGCUCAAAUCAAUGGAGAUCUCAGUAAGAUCUGUACAGAUGUUCAGUGUAAUGAAGGGACUGAGAGAUUCAGAGACCGACUGAAGCUGGAUCAUCAGACUGGAUCUCUGACCAUCAGAGACAUCACAAACACUGACUCUGGAAAUUAUCAACUACAGAGCAUCAGCAGCAGCAUCAGUGAAAAGAUCUUCAGUGUUGUCAUUCAUGGUGUUCCUCCUGCCGAACGAGAUAAAAUACAGAGAAAGUCAUUGAAGGAGGGAGAAUCUGUCACUUUAGAUCCUGGUGACAUAAACAAAGAUGAUAUGAUGGUGUGGUAUUUUAAUGACUCUCUCAUCGCUGAAAUCACUGGAGAUCAGAGUAAGAUCUGUUCAGAUGAUGAGUGUAAAGAGAGAUUCAGAGACAGACUGAAGCUGGAUCAUCAGACUGGAUCUCUGACCAUCAUGAACAUCACAAACACUGACUCUGGAGAUUAUGAAGUGAAGAUCAUCAGCAGAAACUUUAUCAUCCACCGGCAUCGCAGCAUCAGUAUCAUCAGUGACAAUAACUUCAGUGUAUCUGAUUGGAGUGUGCUUUUACUUGUCAUCACAGGAAUAUGUGUUGCUCUUCUGCUGGUGCUUGCAGCAGGUUUCAUUGGUGUUUUUGUGGAGGAUAUAAGCGGAGUGACAGUGUCAGUGAUGGAGGGAGAUUCAGUCACUCUAAACACCAAUGUUACAACUAACCAGCAAGUAAAGAUUAAAUGGUAUUUCAAUGACACUCGCAUCGCUCAAAUCACUGGAGAUCUCAGUUUUAUCUGUACAGAUGUUCAGUGUAAUGAAGGAACUGAGAGAUUCAGAGACCGACUGAAGCUGGAUCAUCAGACUGGAUCUCUGACCAUCACAAACAUCACAAACACAGACUCUGGAUUUUAUCAACUACAGAUCAUCAUCAGCAGCAACAGCAUCAGUAAAAAGAUCUCCAGUGUUGUCGUUCAUGGUAUUCCUCCUGCCGAACGAGAUAAAAUACAGAGAAAGUCAUUGAAGGAGGGAGAAUCUGUCACUUUAGAUCCUGGUGACAUAAACAAAGAUGAUAUGAUGGUGUGGUAUUUUAAUGACUCUCUCAUCGCUGAAAUCACUGGAGAUCAGAGUAAGAUCUGUUCAGAUGAUGAGUGUAAAGAGAGAUUCAGAGACAGACUGAAACUGAAGCUGGAUCAUCAGACUGGAUCUCUGACCAUUACAGACACCAGAACCACAGACUCUGGAGAAUAUAAACUACAGAUCACCUGCAGCAAAAUCACCAUCAUAAGGAACUUCAGUGUUUAUGUCACUGUUUCAGGUCUGUCUGCAAGUGGAAAAGCAGGAAUAUGUGUUGCUGUCCUGCUGAUUAUAGCUGCAUUUGUUUGUGGGUUUUAUUUUUACAAGCGUCGAGUAAAAAGAAAAGACACCAAUAAACAGCACAGUGAUCAGGUGAAUGAUGUUAAUGAUUCAUCUCCUGAUCAGAGUGACGUUCCACUGAUGGAUGUUGCUCAUGAGAGGUCCUCUAAUCACACUGACGCUCUAGUGAAGAACACCACCAAUGACUCGUCCUCUAAUCACACUGCUGCUCUAGUGAAGAACACUACCAGUGACUCAUCCUCUAAUCACACUGACGCUCUAGUGAUGAACACCAUCAAUGACUCGUCCUCUAAUCACACUGACGCUCUAGUGAAGAACACCACCAAUGACUCGUCCUCUAAUCACACCGAUGCUGUAGUGAAGAACACCACCAAUGACUCGUCCUCUAAUCACACUGCUGCUCUAUUGAAGAACACUACCAGUGACGACUCCUCUAAUCACACUGAUGCUCCAGUGAUGGACACCACCAAUGACUCGUCCUCUAAUCACACUGAUGCUCUAGUGAUGAACACCACCAAUGACUCGUCCUCUAAUCACACUGAUGCUCUAGUGAUGAACACCACCAAUGACUCAUCCUCUAAUCACACUGACGCUCUAGUGAAGAACACCACCAAUGACUUGUCCUCUAAUCACACCGAUGCUGUAGUGAAGAACACCACCAAUGACUUGUCCUCUAAUCACACCGAUGCUGUAGUGAAGAACACCACCAGUGACUCGUCCUCUAAUCACACUGCUGCUCUAGUGAAGAACACCACCAAUGACUCGUCCUCUAAUCACACCGAUGCUGUAGUGAAGAACACCACCAAUGACUCGUCCUCUAAUCACACUGCUGCUCUAUUGAAGAACACUACCAGUGACUCAUCCUCUAAUCACACUGAUGCUCUAGUGAUGAACACCACCAAUGACUUGUCUUCUAAUCACACUGAUGCUCCAGUGAUGGACACCACCAAUGACUCGUCCUCUAAUCACACUGAUGCUCUAGUGAUGAACUCCACCAAUGACUCAUCCUCUAAUCACACUGACGCUCUAGUGAAGAACACCACCAAUGACUCGUCCUCUAAUCACACCGAUGCUGUAGUGAAGAACACCACCAAUGACUCGUCCUCUAAUCACACUGCUGCUCUAUUGAAGAACACUACCAGUGACUCAUCCUCUAAUCACACUGACGCUCUAGUGAAGAACACCACCAAUAACUCGUCCUCUAAUCACACCGAUGCUGUAGUGAAGAACACCACCAAUGACUCGUCCUCUAAUCACACUGCUGCUCUAUUGAAGAACACUACCAGUGACUCAUCCUCUAAUCACACUAAUGCUCCAGUGAUGAACAUCACCAGUGACUCAUCCUCUAAUCACACUGAUGCUCCAGUGAUGGACGCCACCAAUGAUUCUUCCUCUAAUCACACUGAUGCUCCAGUGAUGGACACCAUCAAUGACUCGUCCUCUAAUCACACUGAUGCUCCAGUGAAGGACACCACCAAUGACUCGUCCUCUAAUCACACCGAUGCUGUAGUGAAGAACACCACCAAUGACUCGUCCUCUAAUCACACCGAUGCUGUAGUGAAGAACACCACCAAUGACUCGUCCUCUAAUCACACUGAUGCUCCAGUGAAGGACGCCACCCAUGACUCUUCCUCUAAUCACACUGAUGCUCCAGUGAUGGACACCACCAAUGACUCGUCCUCUAAUCACACUGAUGCUCCAGUGAAGGACGCCACCAAUGAUUCUUCCUCUAAUCACACUGAUGCUCCAGUGAUGGACACCACCAAUGACUUGUCCUCUAUUCACACUGAUGCUCCAGUGAAGGACACCACCAAUGACUCUUCCUCUAAUCGCACUGAUGCUCCAGUGAUGGACACCACCAAUGACUUGUCCUCUAAUCACACUGAUGUUCUAGUGAAUAACACCACCAAUGACUCAUCCUCUAAUCACACUGAUGCUCCAGUGAAGAACACCACCAAUGACUCGUCCUCUAAUCACACUGAUGCUCCAGUGAAGGACGCCACCAAUGAUUCUUCCUCUAAUCACACUGAUGCUCCAGUGAAGAACACCACCAGUGACUCUUCCUCUAAUCACACUGAUGCUGUAGUGAUGAACACCACCAAUGACUCGUCCUCUAAUCACACUGAGAUUGAGCCUGCAGCUGCCAGGGAGAUCUAA
Molecule: messenger RNA, 3796 nt
Organism: Carassius auratus (goldfish)
Lineage: Eukaryota; Metazoa; Chordata; Actinopteri; Cypriniformes; Cyprinidae
Product: dentin sialophosphoprotein-like
Exons: 10
Coding region: 98-3796 (1232 amino acids)
Source: RefSeq, a predicted model, not a curated record